Pyricularia grisea is the source of this 1722-nucleotide messenger RNA. RefSeq lists its product as uncharacterized. Lineage: Eukaryota; Fungi; Ascomycota; Sordariomycetes; Magnaporthales; Pyriculariaceae. The record is from RefSeq and is a predicted model, not a curated record. The transcript has a single exon. The coding region runs from base 1 to 1722 and encodes 573 amino acids.
AUGGCAGCUACCCCGACUAACGAUGCCAUCAUCCUGGAGUUUGAGGAUAUGCGCCGGCGAAGUGAAGUUCUAUUAGAUGAGCUCCAACAGCUUGAACAGCUGGGAAACCCCAACAGCAGAGACCUGAUACUCCCCGGCCAGCUACAGAACGGCUGGCUCACAAUCCCUGGUAUCCGACCUAUGGUCAAUCGAGUCAAGUCGGAGACUCUGAGUCUGGAACGUGCCUUGGAAGACUACAAAAAGCGGUUACCCUCGGAUUCCGAAGACGACCUGGAGUUGGCAAGGAAACGAUUGCGCAGCCGCCUUGUGUCCUGUAACCUACCCUCGGCAGAGGCGCAAUGGGAUGUCAUAAAACGCUGCUCUGACUUGAGGGCUGUCGGCCAGCAGUUCUCACGUACCAUGGCCUUGACUCACGGUGGAAAGCCGCGGCCUCAAUCACUCAACGAUCAAAAAAGGGAGUCAAGGAAACCUGUCCCGCCCGGGCAGCUCGCUCUCGUUGACGCCAUUGUUGAUGGUGGUGCGGAAUGGAUCCGCGUCAUGAGCAUCACUGAGGGUCGAUUGCUUGAGGAAAUGGCUGCAGGUGGCUGGGAUUGGGGAUGCGAGGACAGUGACGACGAAAACGAUGACCCAGAUGGUGCGGCGGGAACAGGAGGCAGUGACGACGGCGAUGACGACGACGAGAUGGAGAUAUCAAUAAUCAAGACGGUCAAAGGUCUCGUGCAAGCUGCCGAGAUACACCAGGCGACCACCCCAGGAGCCAGAGCAACAGGCUCUGGUGAGAUAAGGAUACACGUCGUGCUUACCAGGAUACGAGAAGGUUCACAACCAGAAAUCGACAGACUUCUUCGCCAUACCCGAAGGAUGGGUCGCGGAAACGUAAAGAUCAUAGUUGACGGCACAGGAUCGGGCAUCUGCAGCGAACCAAUACCACCUCUUGAAACGGCUUUGCAAAAUCUUGUGCCGUAUUCAGGCUCCCCUGAAAAAUACCUUACCGAGACGAUCAACCUCGAUGCUAGCACCAUGAUUGCAUUGAUUUCGGACAUUUCUCACGCGCAAAUCGAAGUUCAGGAUUGGCACCGCAAGGAUAUCCAGAAGCAGAUAGAGGAGGAGGACUCUGGGUCCAAUGCGACAGUUGCCAAGUUUCUAUACCCGCUGCUGGUGGAAAGAGAGCUUGUUUGCACUCUCGGUGCCGCUCAACGCGUCUGGGAUAUUGUUAGUAUGAUGGGCACGGGAGGCGAGCCUUCACGGACGUCACUGCUCAUACCUCGUCCAGGUCAGGAUCUAGAGCUGAACGAGGAGGAAUCAUUGAAGAAGUUGCGGGAACAUUGUGUCCAUCCUGUACCAGAUGGGCUCAGGCUGCCCAUCAAGAUUAUCGAUGCCAAGAUGGCGGAGAGAUGGGAGGGCCUAGUCGAGGAAAGGAAACUGCCCGAGGUAGUCAGACAUAUUGCCAAGGACCUUCUCAAUGAAGUCAACAUGGAAUCAUUUCUGUAUGGCUGGGAGGCCGGCAUCACAACAGUGACGGCCAACGGGUCUCUUGCGCAGCAAAUUGGGAGGGCUCUCGAAGAAGAUCAAAUACAGAAACGACAAACCCAGCAAGGAGAGGAGGGCUCAAACUCACCACCACAGGCGCCAUUGAUAUUGGUGCACUCAGUCAGAAGGUCUCUUGGGGCGAAGGGACAGCCAAGAGAGCGCCGGAAGAUCAACGGCAGCACCAAAAAAUAA